UUUAACUUUCAGCCUUCUUAACAAGGAACCCUUGACCUGAAUACGCCACAAACAAGGCCCGGGUUUCAAAAUCCCACCACACAGAGGAGUGAUUAGCGAAAGCUCCUUUAUUUCUGUCAAAAUCAACCUGCAGCGUUGACCAAUGUUUAAUCCCACUAACCACCAUGGCUCCUCCUUGCUCCGAAGUAAAUAAAACCCUCAUGUGUCGCCCUUUGCCGCACUCUGCCACCAUGUUUCUCUACCAACUGCUCAACUUCUUCUUCGUGGCAUCCCAAAAGGAGGAGGAGGACGCCUCUAAGUAUGACUUGUCCCUCUACAAGUGCGGUGACCUUUUAGAGGUCCCCAGGACGUUAUUCACACACUUCGGUAUCUACCUGGGCGAUAACCGCGUGGCUCAUCUCAUCCCGGACUUCCUGCCCGUGAUUACCAGGAAUAAAUCGGCGAUCGCCAAGAUGGUGACGAACAACCGGCUGCUGCUCGGGGUUCUCACCAAGACGGCGAGCGUCAGAGUGGACUCUGUGGUGGAUUUUGCCUUCGGCUCGGAGAUCCUCAUCAACCACAUGGACAAAGUGUGCAGCCAGCCGCCGCUAGAUGGGGAGGAGGUGGUUCGGAGGGCGGAGAAACUCUUGGGCCCGGUCAACUACAGCUUACUGUGGCACAACUGUGAACACUACGUCAUGUACUGCAGAUACGGGAUGGCCAUCAGCUACCAGACGUACCAGUUCUGCACAACAGUGAGGAAGAUCGUGUGCAGCAGGAUGAGCUCCUACCUGACGGCACUGUGCGGAGCGGCCCUCUUGCUCUCCCUGGGCUGCGUCACGCCGCUGACUGUUCUACCGACCCUGUUCGUCUCCUUCACCAUCUGGAUGGCGGCCUGA
Messenger RNA from Pleuronectes platessa (European plaice), 878 nucleotides. Its product is annotated as lecithin retinol acyltransferase family protein. The record is from RefSeq and is a predicted model, not a curated record. Bases 165 to 878 code for a protein of 237 amino acids. The transcript has 2 exons. Gene Ontology annotation, biological process: retinol metabolic process. Gene Ontology annotation, molecular function: phosphatidylcholine-retinol O-acyltransferase activity. Lineage: Eukaryota; Metazoa; Chordata; Actinopteri; Pleuronectiformes; Pleuronectidae.